Nilaparvata lugens (brown planthopper) is the source of this 1442-nucleotide messenger RNA. Its product is annotated as trafficking protein particle complex subunit 2-like protein. The transcript is spliced from 5 exons. Gene Ontology annotation, cellular component: cytoplasm; nucleus; TRAPP complex. Bases 206 to 625 code for a protein of 139 amino acids. Gene Ontology annotation, biological process: endoplasmic reticulum to Golgi vesicle-mediated transport. NCBI's taxonomy places the organism in Eukaryota, Metazoa, Arthropoda, Insecta, Hemiptera, Delphacidae. The record is from RefSeq and is a predicted model, not a curated record.
ACAGCUGUUUAUGAUUGGCAGCAGGCAGGCAGCGUACACAAACACAAAAACUAACCUAUAUUUUUUAAUUUCUAUCAAUUUAUUUGAAAUUUAUGAAACGUCAUUUUAAUUUAUUCCAACAUUUCAAUGUAAUUACUAUUUUAAUCAGUUUUUACUACUAGGGUAGCAUCAUUCAAUAUACAGAGUUUGGGAAAAACAUUUCAUUAUGGCAGUUUGUAUAGCAGUUAUCGGCAAAGAGAAUUCCCCUAAAUUCAUUAGAUGUUUGGACAAGAAUGAAGAGAUCAACUUUCAUUUCAAAGUCCAUACAUCUCUGGAUAUUAUUGAAGAAAAGUUAGCUGCACCAGCUGGGAAAAAUUUGAAUGACCAAAAAGAGCUGUACCUGGGUCUCCUCUUUUCUACUGAAAAUCACAAAAUAUUUGGAUACGUGACGAACACACGGGUGAAGCUGAUAGUUGUUGUGGAGUCGACCAAUACUUCCCUCAGGGAUAAUGAAGUCAGAACGAUGUUCCGAAAACUGCACCUGGCCUACACUGACACGAUUUGCAAUCCAUUCUAUGUUCCUGGAGAAAUGGUUGCUUCAAAGAAAUUUGAAGCAGUCGUUGACUCAAUCAUGAGUGGACAGUGAGUUUCUUGAGUCUGAACUUUUCAAUGUAUGUGAAUAAAUUCUCUCAUUGAUAUGUUGGGGAAAACCUCUAGAUUUAUAAUUAUAAUAUCAAACAUUGACUUGAGAGAACCACAACUAUUUGUAAUAACCACGUGUGUUCGUUUCUUGUAUAUUCUUCUUUCUUGCUCUCUUAUCUUCUCCUCUUCUCGAAUUCAAGCUUUCCUUUAUUCUCAUUUCUUAUUAAAUUCAAGUUCAACAACCCUCAACUCUUUUAUCUCUAUUUUCUUCAAAAUGUAAUAGUGUUUUCAUUCUUAAUAACUCAUUUUUGCACAUUGCCUUAAUAUUUUAGUUUUACUCACUAUGUUUCUCAAUAAUUCAAUUCAAUGUCCUACUUUUUGUUACUAUUUCAAUCAAUAUUUAUAUAAAGAUUUUCGAUCCUAUUACUUCGAUACUUUGCUAUUGUAAUUACUGUAAUGGAGAUAAUAUUGAAAGAAAAUAAAUUGUUAUAUUAUUACCAGUUGAGGGUAUAAACUUGUUUGAAUAUUUUUGUAUUUCCAUGAAUAACAACUCUGUAGCCCACUUUAAUUUACUGUUCUCAAUAAUCAAUGUUAUUUUUCAUAUGUAUAGUUUUGAAAUUUAAAUAUCAUUCCGUUUUGUGAUAUAUCAGUAAUGCAGUAGAGAAUAAAAUGUAUAUAUUAGCAGAUUAUUAUAAUUCUGAAGCUAAAAAACGAUAAAGUUAUGUUAAUUCUCUCUUUAUGGAAUAGUGCUCCAGUCGUUAUAGUUGAAAAUUAUUGUUCAGUGAUUUAAUAAAUUGGAAUAAACAUUUAUGAAAUAUCUA